AUGAUUAUGCCUUCCUAAUUCGCUGUUUCUGAUCGUUAACUUUUUGAUUUCAAGAAACCUUAGAAUAACUCAGAUUCAGAAGAAGAAUAACAGUAAUAAUUAUUACUCUUGCAAAAUUGUAACAAAGAAACUAAAAGAUAAAAAAAACUUUUAGAUAUUGAAGCCAUUAAAUAAGAACUAAAUAAUAGACCAUAAAUUGAUUAUGAAGUUACUCCUAAGAUUGGUAUAAAGGCAUCUAGAUUGAUGGCUAAAAGUCUGUCUAAUUUUAUACUUCCUACUUCUCCAGUAUUGAUAGAAUAAUUGUUAUUGGUUAGAUCCAUCAGAUUAAUGAAGGAGCAACUCCCAAUUGAAAUUAUGAAUAAGGUUUACUCUGAAUUAAGGUAAAAUUGUCUUAGAUUAUAGAUAUUUAUAUGUUCCUGCUAACACUGCAGUUUAUAGAUAAGGAGACCAACAUAAAAAAUAUUACAUCAUAUUAGAUGGAAAAUGUGUAGUAAUGAAACCUAAAGAAAAGAUGCUUGGUUUAUAAAAAUUAGAGUAAGAAUUAGAGUGUAAAACUAAAAUACAAUUUAUACGAAAGAAUGAUCCUGAUCCUUAUGGAUUGAAGAGUGCUUUUCCAGAUUAUCUAAUUCUCAAAGUCUUAAUUAAUGGAGAGUAUUAUUUAUUAUUAAAUGCAGCUCUUUUGGAGAGGCAGCAAUCAAAUUAAAUAUUACAAGAUCUUCUACUGUAUUUGCAAUUGAGAAUUCACAUCUAUUAUUCUUAAGUGAAUAAGCAUAUUUAUAAUUACUUGAUCCUUUUUUAAGUAAAUCUUUGGAUGAUAAAAUAAUAUAUUUUACUCAAACUCCAAUUUUCAAAGAAAUUGACUUUGAAUUGAAUGAAAUUAUUGGAAUCCUUUUAGAAUGUCAUCAAAUCACAUAUAAAUCAUCAGAAAUUUUAUAUGAAGAAGAUGAAAGUUCUAAUCACAUAUAUUUCAUAAUUAAUGGUUAAGUAGAAUUAUCUAAAUAAUUGAAUUCUAAACAUUUAGUACUCUCUUCUUAUGGUGAAAAUCAGCAUUUUGGAGAAGUAGAAGUCUUUCAUAAAAUACCAAGAUAUACAAAAGCAAGAGUAAUAUCUCCUAGACUUACUGUAUAUAAAAUAAGAUAAUCUAAAUUCUUUGAUAAUUUAGGAAAUAUUCAAAUUUAUCAAAACUUUAAAAAUAAUUCUAAAAUAAUACUUAAACAUUGGACUAUUAUAUAUCAAACAGCCAAAUCUUAAGAUUUUUAAAAAGAUGAAAUCUUUUAAGCUGCUCAAGAUUAAUUAACUAAUAGAAGAAAUGAAGUCUCAAAAAAGAUUGUUAAUAAAAAGAUUAUUGAAGUUUAGGGAGUUAAACUUAGUUAAGUCAAAGUAUUCUAAAAUCUUGCUGAUAGUAAUAUUUAAGAUAUCAAAUCUAUUGGGAAUUCCCCCAAUAAAACUAUUUUAUAAAGAGUUUACAGUAAUGCCCUUUAACAAUAUUAAGCAAGAUUACUUAAAAAACCUUCAUAAACUCAAUGUUCUGAUGAUCAUUGCAUUAGAAGUCAAAAGUAUCCUUUAAAUAAUGAAAGAACAUUUAACACUGAAAGAAGUAGUCCAGAUAGAAGAAAUAGCAUGUUAAAUCCUAAAUUACCUACUAUGACAUCUAAUUCAUCUUCAAAUUCUAAAGUAGAUUUGAAUUAGGUUUUUGAAUCAAUUAGUAAAUUGCCUAGAAUUCCAAGAGAUAAUCUUGUUUUAUCUUUGAUGUAUUAAUAAGCAUACAAAUCAGAAAAUCCUCAUAAAAAAGCCAAAUAGAUUUAAUAAGUAAUUUAAGCUUCAUUUCGAAAUGUAAGAAGAGAUUUUGAAUCAAAAGAGAAAGUUGUAUCUAAUUUUAAAUAUAAAUCUGCUGAUUCAAUUAUUAAGAAUUUAAAAUAAUAUGAUCCAAGUGAAGAGAGGAGAUUUAAAGAAGAAUAUAUGGUUUUUGUCUAAUCUAAAAGACUAUCUUGA
Molecule: messenger RNA, 1992 nt
Organism: Paramecium pentaurelia
Lineage: Eukaryota; Ciliophora; Oligohymenophorea; Peniculida; Parameciidae
Source: the annotation of a GenBank genome assembly